This is a messenger RNA of Symbiodinium sp. CCMP2592, 315 nucleotides long. Lineage: Eukaryota; Dinophyceae; Suessiales; Symbiodiniaceae. The record is from the annotation of a GenBank genome assembly.
AUGCUGACCUUCGGACCAUUAAGAAGGCAUACCGAGAGAAGGCCUUGGUUUGGCAUCCGGACAAGAAUCCGGACAAUCGAGAGGCGGGCUGCUUGCAUGACAUCAUCUGCGUCGACACAUGAGAACGUUUGUGAGCUCUUCUGCCCAACCCAAGCCGAGCACCGAGUCGCGACUAUUUGGAGGGUUGGAAUGCGACUGUGCAAGCCUCCGAAACUGACAAAACAAGGUCAUACAAGAUCAUUCAAAAGUAAGGUGAUUCUGAUGCUAGUCACCCAGCACUGCGUGAUCCACCUGAUGCUUGCUGGUCCGCAGUGA